AUGGCUCCUAAGCAAGUUAUUGUUUCCUCCGGUCGUCCCCAGAAGGGCUUCCUCAGCGCAGCGUACGAUGAAAUCACGCACCCCGAGAACGCCACCAUUGUGAGAAGUCUUUUGGUCUUCGGCGCCGGUGUUGCUUUCCUCCACAGCAGUCUCAGCGAGCUCCUCCUCCCUCCGUAA
Molecule: messenger RNA, 177 nt
Organism: Aspergillus tanneri
Lineage: Eukaryota; Fungi; Ascomycota; Eurotiomycetes; Eurotiales; Aspergillaceae
Product: putative TOM core complex subunit Tom6
Exons: 2
Coding region: 1-177 (58 amino acids)
Biological process (GO): protein import into mitochondrial matrix
Cellular component (GO): mitochondrial outer membrane translocase complex
Source: RefSeq, a predicted model, not a curated record